Periconia digitata is the source of this 1353-nucleotide messenger RNA. NCBI's taxonomy places the organism in Eukaryota, Fungi, Ascomycota, Dothideomycetes, Pleosporales, Periconiaceae. The record is from the annotation of a GenBank genome assembly.
UCCUUCCUGCCAGAUAUGUCCCAUCCCGUCGCGAGCGAGACUACACCUCUCAUCGCAGAUACAAACGCACAAGAUGUUGACAUUAAUGUCAUUUCCAGCGACUCGCGACAUGAUGUGCUCCUUAAAAUCACGGCGACGAUGUUUUCCUUCGCCAUCCUCGGUAUAUUCACGGCUUCCACUGGAGUCAUGCUUCCCCCGUUAACAAAACACUACUCCUUAACCGACAUUCAAGUGAGCACGCUCUUUCUGGUAGUUCCAGUGGGAUAUAUACUAUCUGCUUCAACAAAUUCACUCGUUCAUUCCAACCUCGGUCAGCGCGGAGUUGCGAUCAUUGGGCCUCUUCUACAGGUCGCUUCAGCCGUGAUUGUCGCAUUGCAUCCGAAGCAAUUUGGCGUCAUUGUCGCGGGAUGGGCUAUCAUGUCUAUGGGUGCGGGACUGAUUGAUGGCAGCUGGUGUGCUUUUGCCGCAGGAAUGGGCGAUAAAGCGAACAGAGUCAGUGGGUUCCUACACGGGAGCUACUCUGUGGGGGCCUCGGCUGGGCCUUUCAUAGUGUCAGCCAUGAUGGCCAACGGGGUCGAAUGGUGGAUUUGGUACUGGAUCAUGACUGGAGUAGCGGUGCUUCAACUAUUAAUCCUGCUGAUCGCAUUCAGACACUCUGAUGCUCACACAUACCAUCUAAACAGGCAGGCUUCAUCUUUGUCGAUCACUUCUAUCCAGACAGCGAAGUUUUCUCCCAAUGCUAUGUUUGCAUACCCCGCUCUCUGGAUCUCUGCCCUCUAUUUUCUCAUGUACGUUGGCAACGAAACUGCGAUAUCGGGUUGGAUCGUCUCAUUCAUGACGCGCGCACGCCAUGCCUCGCCUUACAUCUCCGGCAUAUCAUCGUCUGGGUACUGGGGCGGAAUGACAUUAGGUCGUCUUGCCCUAGGCCCUGUCACAGACAGGAUCGGUGCAAGGACAGGCGCGAUCGUGUAUCUCUGCUUUGCAAUCUUGCUGCAACUCAUAUUCGCUCUCGUACAUUCAGCCAUCGCUUCAGUCGUCUUAAUGACUCUGCUGGGGUUCUCUAUGGGUCCUUUAUUUCCCAGUGGAGUCGUGGUUCUGACGCAGCUUCUACCACAUGAGAUGCACGUCAAUGCUGUUAGUUUUGUAUCCUCGCUAGGUCAGGUCGGCGGUGCUGCCUUGCCUUUCGGUAUCGGCGCUGUGGUGGAUACGCUCGGGAUUGGUGUGUUUCGUUGGGUCAUAUUGAUUUUCUCGGUUGUGUCUUUAGGAAUGUGGUGUUUAUUUGCUGGUCUACGACCCAAGGCAGACGCAGAGGAAUCGAGUGGUGAUCAUAUUGCCGAGAGCGCUGAAUCGUGA